GUCACCGCACACGCCGCGAGAUCAUAAUGGAUUCCCCAGAACCCAAAGCCAAAGCUUGUAUGGGAAAAAGGAGCGCCGUCCAGCCGAUGACGCGGCACGGUGCCCCCCACUCGGCAUUUAUAUGUGAAGCCAUGGCGUGACUUUGGAGAUCAUGGUUUUUAUCUGAUCUGCCUUGCUUCGAGUCUGGACUGUGGACUCUUCAGUUGCUGCAGCAGAUCGUGCAUUGUUCCAAUCUCAAAACAUGAUGCGAGUCCGAUUUAGACUGCAGCUCUGCCUUGCAGCUCUCAUCACCAACACAUUUUCGUAUGCGGCCCCGGAAAUCUCAAAUCACAUCUUCAAUGCUAUUCACUCCUCUAUGCGACAAUGGGGGUCGUCGCUGAACCAUAAUGGCAUGUCCUUCUUCCUGGCUACAGUACCUGAAGGGACCGAACUCUACCACGGUGACUGGCGCUCUGACCCAAUUCAAGGACCCGAGUGGUUGGCCUUCGAGCCUGAGCAUGCUUUGGUGUUCACCCAUCCGUUUCCUCAUAACCCGCCUCCUAGAGAUGGCCCGCCGCAGCCUCCUCCGCCCUUGCAGCUGCAACAGGUUAUGGAGAAGCCAAACCAGGCAGAGGAUGGAUUUCUGCAUACGUUUGCUGCUGCAAAGGAUUUGCGUUUAUUGUACGUUGAUGGCAUGUCUGCUGGAAAGACGCAGAAUGGCACCAUGGACUCACAGGACCAUGUCUUAUUCCUGCACGGGCUUGGAGACGGGGGAGGAGGCAUGUUUGAUGAGAUGGCACGGGCGAAGCUCUUUUGUCAAAUGGUACAGGAGAAAUGGGACGGGCGUUUGGACGGGAUGGUCCGCAUGGAAGCUGGGUUCGAAAUCAUAUUGUGCGAUUUCGCCCGAGACCUCGAAGUGCUCCGGGUAACCCGGGUACGGGCGAGCGAGAAAGGGAUGCCAGGAGAUCGGAUCGGGCAGCAUGCUGGGAAAAUGUGGCUUCCUGCAGUGGCUUCUCGAUAUUGGAACAUCGGCGGCGACCGCGUGAUACUAAACUACGAACAUUUCGUAACCGCUUAUCUUUACGAGCUGGAUCUAUUUCCGGAGGGCGGCAAUCUUCCGAGACUUGAACAUCUCCCGUCUGAUCAGCUAGAGCGUAUUCGGCGGGACUUGGAUGCCUUGAUUCUGGACCACGAGCCCAACGAACCAUCCGUCGAUUGGCAGGCUGUGGCGGACAUGGUGGUGGAGCGGUAUGGGAACCGACUCCGGUACCUGGCGUCUGGCCAGGCCCCAACGCUGCAGCUGUUGCAGCAGGAAAUUGAAGACGCGCUCACUCCUUUUAUCGACUACGACCAACGAAACAGCUCAAUCGAGGUGGAGCGCUGCUCUAGGCAAUUUAUCAGACGAUCAACGACUGUCACAUCGGUCGCGGGCAACGCGGUGCUCUCUGUGUCACGCAGCGUAUGCGCAACCCUGCUAGAAGCACUACAGCAAACAAACUAUCAUACGGCCGUCAACCAGAUCCAGGGUCUGAUGAGAUAUCUGUCCUGGACUACAUGGAAAGACUGUAACGGCUGCGGUGACCACGAGAUUUGUAUGAUUCCCAUGUGGCCAAUGGGUACAGUCAAUGAUUACAAACACCCGCAGUGCCGCGACUUUUCUCAACUCAACGGGGACGGACCAAGGUACUGGGGAGAAAAUCCUCGGCGGCGGAUAUCCGCAUUACCCCUGCCCCUUUGAGAGCAGGUGGUUGGCUGGGUUCCUGAAGAACUGGCGAUUGAUCCUUCUCGGGGUGACUAUUGUUCCUUUCUCCAUCAGCUAACUUUCAAGUUCCCCCUGCGUAAGCGUCUGCGCGAUAGAGAGGCCAAGUCACAGUCGGUGAGCGUCAAGGGAAGCCGGUGGUUGGGCAUGAAACCUCCGCCUCUUUGUGAUGAUUAUCAGGGGCUCACGGGCUCGGGGAGCGACCUGACUGAACAACAUGAUCAAAGGAAUCAGCGGAGACCGGCUAUCAAACAAGCUUGUCAAGAGGCCUCGCAAAACUCCGGAGACCACAAACGCCGGAAUUCCAGAGACUCGACGACAGAUUCGAUAAGUCGCAAAACUAAGCCAACGCCAAUCUUAGCGGCAGCCAAUCCCCGGAUCGCCCGGGCGCCACUGCAAAUAGUCAAUGCACCAGCUGCAGAUCCCCAAAACAAAGAAAACUAAAGAAACUUCAACCUCGAGAUUUGGAUCUGUGCGUCUGUACGACCUGUCGAGCGCUGCUGCUCUGCUUUUGGGGAACCAUUGCCAUCGUUCCUGCACCAUUGGCAGCCACAUUUGGAACUGAGCGGCGGUGGGCCAGGACUUGUCGUUUCCUGAGUCGCCCGAAGUGCUUGGUCAAAGACUGCCAAAUUCUCUAUCCAUGUUCCAGAUGCCUGCUCAGUCAACUCCGCUGCUGGUGCGCAAAAAAGAGAGCCUGCAUUAGUUAGGCAGGAACCCAUCACAAUUGCAGUUCCGAUAGGCUCCCUGAUUCAGGUACGACUGUGACUGAGCGAAGGCAGGCAAAGCUGCCCACUGCUCCGUACUGGCUGGGCUGAAAGCUCCAAGCUCCUGUCAGCGGGGGCGUUCUUUCUGGUUCGAAUAGCCGAGUUGGUCGACAGCCAUGGGAGAAUAAACUGGAAUAGUCGGUUUAGUCAAUGCUAGGCGCAACUCCCUAUCAUGGGUCUGGGCCUGGACGAAGAUAAUGAAGAGCAAGGGGGAAACGCCGCUGAGCAGUAUAAAUACGGGCUUGAGCAGCUUCCUUUCCAGCUCUUGUCUUUCCUUGACGAUCGUUUCGACCUAGGUCCAUUCUUUUGUUUGCUUUAUUCUGCUUUACCUUCUUGAUCUACGUUCAGCGUUUAUACCCAAGAUGAAGGCUUCUGUGAUCACUGCUGUCACCUGGGCCGCCUGCGUUAUGGCCGGGCCCAUUGGUCUAAGCGCCCGCCAGAAUGAGCGUGGCGGCGACUGCCCUUGCGAGGUUGAGACCAUCACCAUCACCGUCCCUGCUCCCACUGAGACCAUUGGCGGACCUACCGGUACGACCACUUCUCCCUGCACCGAUACCGAGACUGAGACCGUGACAGUGACAGCUACCAACACCGCUACCGAAACCAACACAGCUACGGAGACCGACACCGAGACCGACACCGAGACCGGUACUGCCACCGAGACCAACACGGCUACCGAGACCAACACCAACACUAACACGGCCACUGAGACUAAC
Messenger RNA from Aspergillus calidoustus, 3218 nucleotides. NCBI's taxonomy places the organism in Eukaryota, Fungi, Ascomycota, Eurotiomycetes, Eurotiales, Aspergillaceae. The record is from the annotation of a GenBank genome assembly.